AUGCCUCGCCCGAAAGAACCGUGCUACGUCCUCGGCGUGGGCAUGACCAAGUUCAUCAAGCCCCGCGGCAAGGUCGACUACACCGAGAUGGGCUACGAGGCCGGCAUCAAGGCGCUGCUGGACGCCCAGGUGACCUACGACGACGUCGAGCAGGGCAUCGCCUGCUACUGCUACGGCGACUCGACCUCGGGCCAGCGCGUCUUCUACCAGUUCGGCAUGACCCAGAUCCCCAUCUACAACGUCAACAACAACUGCUCCACGGGGUCGACUGGUCUGGCCAUGGGCCGCAACAUGAUCUCGGCCGGUGCCGCCGAUUGUGUCAUGGUCGUUGGGUUCGAGAAGAUGAUGCCGGGCAGUCUCCAGAGCUUCUUUAACGACCGUGAGUCGCCGCUGGGGACCACGUAUGCCAUGAUGGCCACUACCCGGGGGCUGUCCAAGGCGCCGGGGGCUGCGCAGAUGUUUGGCAAUGCCGGGCGCGAGUACAUGGAGAAAUACGGCGCCACGGACGAGGACUUCGCCGAGAUCGCGCGCAUCAACCACGCCCACUCCGUCCACAACCCCUACUCCCAAUUCCAAGACGUCUACACCCUCGACCAAAUCCUCUCCUCCACCCCCAUCCACCCCCCGCUCACCAAACUCCAAUGCUGCCCAACCUCCGACGGCGCCGCCGCCGCCAUCCUCGUCUCCCAAUCCUUCCUCGACGCCCGCCCCCACCUGCGCUCCCACGCCAUCCUCAUCGCCGGCCAAUCCCUCGCGACCGAUUCCCCCUCCCUCUUCUCCCAAAGCGCCAUCGACCUCGUGGGCCGCGACAUGACCAUCCGCGCGGCCACCACCGCCAUGCACGAGGCCGACCCAUCCCUCACCCCGCAGGACUUCGCCGUCUGCGAACUGCACGACUGUUUCAGCGCCAACGAGCUCUGCCUGCUCGACGCGUUGGGUUUCUCCGCCCCCGGCAAGGCCCACGAACUCGUCCGCGCCGGCGGGAUUACCUACCGCGGACAGGGCCGCGACGGCAAGGGAGACGGCAAACUCGUCGUCAACCCCAGCGGGGGGCUCAUCUCCAAGGGCCAUCCGCUCGGCGCGACGGGGAUUGCGCAGUGCGCGGAACUGGUGUGGCAUCUGCGUGGGUGGGCGAAUAACCGCGCGGUGCCGAAGACUAAGUGGGCGUUGCAGCAUAAUUUGGGGUUGGGCGGGGCGGCGGUGGUGACGGUGUAUCGGAGGGCGGAUGGGAAGGAGGCGGUGACGGUGGAUUCGGAGACGGUGGGGAGGGUGAAUGGGUUGGGGUAUAACCCGGCUGUGGAGGCGAGGGGGUUUACGGCGGAGCAGGCGAAGAGGGUCAGGAGUCGGACCAAGACGCAUGAGUGGGCUAUGACGGCGACGCUGCCGAUGAUGAAGGCUGCGCAGGCGAAGGUUUAA
This is a messenger RNA of Dichotomopilus funicola, 1416 nucleotides long. Its product is annotated as thiolase-like protein. Lineage: Eukaryota; Fungi; Ascomycota; Sordariomycetes; Sordariales; Chaetomiaceae. The record is from RefSeq and is a predicted model, not a curated record. The coding region runs from base 1 to 1416 and encodes 471 amino acids. The transcript has 2 exons. Gene Ontology annotation, molecular function: acyltransferase activity, transferring groups other than amino-acyl groups.